GAUCUCUUGGCCACAAACGUCCAGGCUCGAGACCAAAGGGAAAGUGAGGCCCUCAUCAUCUCCUAGACUCCUACUGCUCUAGCAUAGCUCUCCCCUUUAGCUUGCUCCCCAAUAGGAGAAUCCUCUUCUUCCUCCUCCUCCUCCUCCUCCCUUUCAAGUCAUUUCUCUCAGCUAGCUUCUUGAUCUUUCCUUCUAUCUAACUCCUUCACAGAUAGCCGUGAUGCUGGAAGUUAAAGGAUUGGGAUAUGAGAUGCACCACACGAUCGAUGAGCUGUAGGCUGUAGCUAGAGAGAGAUCGAUCGAUCGAGACAUGAGACGUACCACACGGUCGAGGUCAGCAGCAACAGCAAGUCGCCGCCGCCAUGGUCCCAACAACUAGGAACAUGUUGCACCAUGACGGCAAGAGCAGCAGAAAGCCGUGCUACCACCCCGUCCAGUACUGCGUCGGCAUCGCCGCCCAAUUGGAGGCAUCGGCGGCGGCCGCGCGGCAAGACAACCGCAAGCCGUCAAGAUCCCCACGGCUCGCCAUGGCCGACGACGACGAGCCAGCCGCAGCGGCCGGCACGAGCUCCCGGGGCGGCGCCGGCGCAAGAGACGACGGAGACUGGCUCCAGCUAGGCCUCGCCGCCGCGGCGUCGUCGUCCUCCGCCUCCUCCUCCGGCGACAACAACAGUACGGAUCCGGCCCCGCCUCCUAUGGAGCUGGACUUGUUCACCUACGACAAGCGAAACGCGAGGAUGAGGCCGCCGAUGUUCCCGCUGCCCCUUAGGAGCUACCAGACGUACGGGCGCGGACGGUAUCGACCGGCGGCGGCGAGCGGGUCCUUGUCGGCGCCGUCCUUGCCGUUUAUGCCUCCGUUCAGGACCUCCGGCGAUGCCAUGAGAGUCAUUAGCCCGCCGCGACGAACGGAGGCGGCCGCCGGGCUGUGGCUGAAACUUCAAGCAGCUCCCAACCAAGUUAGAGAGCCUAUUUUGCCGCAGAUACCAAAGAGCUACUUAAGAAUCAAGGACAGCAACAUGAAGGUGGAGAUGGUGAUGAAGUACUUGGCCGAGAAGCUAGGGCUCUCACAAUCUCAUCAGCAGAAGGUGGAGCUGACAUGCAGAGGGCAGCUUCUUCCUCCCUCCUUGCUGGUGAAACACGUGAGAGAUAGCAUCUGGUGCGCGACGGCGCCGAGGGAAGCAGAGACGCCACUUGUCGAGCUGACGGCUUCACGGCGCUCCCCGGCAGCGGCAGCUACUGACCAUGUCAUGACACUCUGUUACAGCACAACUAGGAACAGCAAGCUAGAACUCAAUCUGUAAUUAAUUUAUUGGCCAAAGCUCUCCUGUUAUUCUUUUACCUACUUCCCCUGCUGAUGGUUAACUAAUACCAUGUCUGAACGGCCCAGAUUAAUCAACAAACCCUCCCGUCACCUUUU
Messenger RNA from Panicum virgatum (switchgrass), 1417 nucleotides. Its product is annotated as protein LAX PANICLE 2-like. Bases 363 to 1301 code for a protein of 312 amino acids. The record is from RefSeq and is a predicted model, not a curated record. Gene Ontology annotation, biological process: multicellular organism development. Lineage: Eukaryota; Viridiplantae; Streptophyta; Magnoliopsida; Poales; Poaceae. The transcript is spliced from 5 exons.